GUUUACUGAACAAAUUUCGAAUGUUUACAAGCUUGGGAUGAGGCAAUCCUAGCUUCUUCAGCCCCGCCUUUCUGCUUAGCUUUCCAAUGAUUCGGUGGUUAUCCCAGCUAGCUCUAACGGUCGAGAGCAGCGUUGCCGGUGCUACGACAUGACGCUUAUUCGAUAAGCUCUGCGAAGCUCACUCAAGAACAUUCAAUAGCCACGGAUGCCGGUAUAACACUAAAGCCUGUGAUCCGGUAAGUAAAUGUAUUAGCGAGCGCAUGAUGAAUGAUCGGUUUGUCAUGCGAGACUGGCAGCUCUACGCAUUUUCUCCAGUACCGAGGCAGCAACGAUGUGGUCCACCAGUAGUAGAUGGAUAAAGGAACGCUUUUAAGAGACGCACAUCUCUCAGCUUAUUCGAAACAUAACGAGCACUCUCAUCAGCUGCGCCAAUACUCUAUCAAGCUACUACGAAAUGGCAUCUCCAAGCUCAUCCAGCCCUGUGGAUAGAACUGCUCUAGUUCUCAUCGACGUUUACAAUGAAUUUCUUCACCCUGAGGGAAAGAUCAACCCUUUUGUCAGCGAAUCCAUGGCCAAGACGAACACUUUGGACCAUUUACAAGAGGUCGUCAAAGCAGCUCGCAAGGCCGGCAUACCGAUCUACUAUUCUUUGCAUCAGCAAUGGAAGGAAGGUAACUACCAGGGAUGGCUCCACAUGAACCCAACGACAUCUGGAAUGAGCCAGCAUAGGCUGCUCCAGGAAGGGAGUUGGGGAGCCGAGAUCUAUCCUGGACUAGAGCCAGACGUCUUCGGAAAUAAAGACGUUGUAGUCAGUAAGCACUGGAAUAGCAGUGGAUUUGCGAAUACCGACCUCGACUACCAGCUCCAUCAACGCGAAAUUACCCAUUUAGUAAUGGCAGGGAUGAUUGCAAGUACAUGCCUUGAAUCCACCGCAAGGUAUGGGAGAGAACUUGGAUACCAUGUGACGAUACUGUCUGACGCCACGGCUGGCCAUUCGCCUGCCUACCACGAUGCGGGAAAGAAUCUGGUCUGGCCGCUCAUCGUAGAUGAAGUGAAGACAGUUGGCCAGUGGGCUGAAAGUCUUGAAGAGGAUGCGAAGAAAGACAACCAAGUCAAGUCCGGAUUGUAGAUUAUCUUUGACGCCAGUGCAACCAUACAUUAGCCACUUUGAGGCGCAAUACACCUUCC
Messenger RNA from Alternaria alternata, 1188 nucleotides. Its product is annotated as Isochorismatase hydrolase. The record is from RefSeq and is a predicted model, not a curated record. Lineage: Eukaryota; Fungi; Ascomycota; Dothideomycetes; Pleosporales; Pleosporaceae. The coding region runs from base 455 to 1129 and encodes 224 amino acids. The transcript is spliced from 4 exons.